AUGACGAAGAGCCUUUGGGUCGCCUGUGUUUUUCUCACAUUCGCCAUUUUCGUGAUUACCCAAGCGUCUGCCUCGAACGAGACGCAGCCUAGCGAGGAUUACCAGGAUCUAAAAACGUACGACGUGAAGACCAAGGGGAAGGAACCGAAGGCGAAAAAGUCCAACGAAUCGAUUAAAGACGCCGAGAGCAAUCUCAGGGCCAAGGCUAAACCGGCCCCGAAGAAGUACAGGAUCGUUCUGAUGGGAACGAGAGCGAAGACCCCUGACGAAGAGAAGUACCGUCUACCCGUGGAGAAAAUAACCGAAACGGUGAUCCAGAGCGACGAGCAAUACAAGGACAGAGCGAAAAGAAACGCGACCGUGCUGAAAGAAUUGAAAGACGCGAAGAAGAGCCAGAAGAAGCUGAAGCUGGCACAGAGUCGGACUGGUUACAAGAAUUGGAAGAACAAAGAGCGGCCGAGCGACUCGACCAAAGAUAAAUCGUUGGACAAGACGCUGAAGAUCAGCAAGCGUCAAGUGGACUAUUUGGCGGAGGAUAAAAAUCGAUUGGAAAGAUCGGCGCGUUACGCGGUGACCAGGAAUUUCAAGGAUGAGAAGUAUUACGCGCAGAGGAAGGCGGUUAUGGACAGAUUUUACGCCCGGCAGAAAGAAAUCGCGGAGAAGUACGCGAGAAAAGUGUCCACCACUCCGAAGUACAUCUACAGGUACGAUAUAGGAGAGGAGAUGGACAGGAACAACGUAUCCUCGACUAUUAAGACGACCGCGGACAAGAUCGCGGAAACUGGAAACGCCAGCAGGUAUAACGAUCUCGGUACCAGUACUACCGCUGCUCCUACGACGCAGAUCGAGCAGAUCGAAGAAACGGUAACGGUAGCUAGUCGCGAUAGUCGUGGCAACCAGCUACAAAUUACGGACAAUUGGUCGGAGGAUAACGUGGAGGAAGACGAGUCGGACGAUUACGAUUACUACGUGCAGGAAGAUGUGAAGUAUAAGCCAGUAGCCGAAGCAACUUUGGACGAAAAUGGCACCAUGAACGACAGUAAAUGGGAUGCGGCCGACGACGGGAUGGACACGAUAAGAUGGGGCAAUUGCUCGGGUCAAUUAGUUUAUGUGCACGAUCUAAUAAUCGGUGUACACAACGCGACGUACACUGACGCAAAUGCAUCGACAUUCUUGGAGGUACCGUACUGCGUCACUUGCAUCAUCAUGAUACCGACAAACACGAGCAAAGCGUUAAGCGACAUGAACAUAAAUCGCAAUAACGACAACGGCCACACCAACGUGGUACUUACAUUGAGAGGCUUUCGGGACGAGAACUUACGCUAUACCUUGAAGAUAUGGGGUAUUAGCAAAAGCAACGACCGUUGCGACCACGUGUGAGCGAAAAUUUGAUCGAUCGUUGUAGCAUGACUUUACAUUAAAAAACGAUUCUAACCUAUACAACGUCCUUGCGUACACCGAAUUCAUUCUUCCUUCUUCGUGCCACUCGUCGUCCGUGAAAAAUCGUCGUUCCCUCGUGACGAUAUGAGAUAA
Molecule: messenger RNA, 1533 nt
Organism: Eufriesea mexicana
Lineage: Eukaryota; Metazoa; Arthropoda; Insecta; Hymenoptera; Apidae
Exons: 2
Coding region: 1-1380 (459 amino acids)
Source: RefSeq, a predicted model, not a curated record